AUUACUUGUAUUAUUGAAAUCAUAUGUUGUAUGAAAUGAAUGACUAAAACAACAAACAAUUCAUUCAAUCAUUUGUUUAUCACUUUUACACCAAUUCUUCACUUUUGAUAAAUCAUUUCAAAUUGACUUCAAAUCCAAUACUAAUUCCAACCAUCACUUGGAGGACAUCCCAACACUUGAGCGCAUAGAUUAAGACAGAGAUAACGGUUGGACUGAAUCGAGUGAUCUUCUGAAGCAAAUGUCUGCCGAAAUCCGACCCUUUGCUGACUCGACCAUCGGAUCCAAUAAAAUGCAAUUAUUGAGUAAAUUAGAGGGACAUCAAGACGUCGUCAAUCAGGCCGUCAUUCUUCGCGCUGAAGACGGUGUCAUCAGUAUUAGUGACGACAAAACCAUUCGUAUUUGGCUGAAGAGAGACGCCGGCAAUUACUGGCCAUCUGUUUGUCAUAUUCUUCCGGCGUCUGCCUCUUGCAUGGACUUCAAUCACGAGACAAAGCGUCUGUUUGUGGGUCUGGACAACGGGUCAGUGUCUGAGUUCUGUGUGGCCGAUGACUACAACCGAGUGGUGCAUCAGAGGAACUAUUUGGCGCAUCAAAGUCGCGUCACUUCUGUUGUCUUCUCGUUGGUCACCGAAUGGGUUCUCAGUGUCGGACGCGACAAGUAUUUCGUUUGGCACUGCUCUGAGUCCGGACGAAGACUCGGAGGCUAUCUCUGCAAUAGUUGGGUCACUGCUCUUCAGUUUGAUAUGCAAUCAAAGCACGCCUUCGUCGGUGACUACAACGGCAUCAUAACUAUGUUGAAGAUCGAGGAAAACACAUACAAACCCAUCACUACAUUGAAAGGACAUUCCGCUGCCAUCCGAUGCCUCGCAUGGAAUUCCACGAAACAAAUGCUCUUUUCUGGCGGUUUCGACAAAAUGAUUAUUUGCUGGGAUAUCGGUGGCAAAAAAGGCACCGCUUAUGAACUCCAGGGCCACCAUAAUAAAGUGACGGCGUUUUACUUCUCUAACACAUCUCAGAGACUAUUGUCUUCAGCUGAAGAUAACAAUAUCAUCGCUUGGAAUAUGAAUACCAAACGAACUGAAACUCCCGAAUGGACUGAAAGUGAUUAUUGUCAGCGCUGUCAGAGACCAUUCUUCUGGAAUAUUAAGGCGAUGUACGACCAAAAGACCAUUGGCUUAAGACAGCAUCACUGCCGGCGCUGUGGAAAAGCUGUUUGUGAUUCUUGCAGUUCUAACAGAAGUUCUAUUCCUAUAAUGGGCUAUGAAUUUGAUGUCCGAGUCUGCGAUGAGUGCCAUAGCGUUAUCACUGACGCCGAGUGA
Messenger RNA from Oppiella nova, 1318 nucleotides. The record is from the annotation of a GenBank genome assembly. Lineage: Eukaryota; Metazoa; Arthropoda; Arachnida; Sarcoptiformes; Oppiidae.